AGUCUAGUCAAGAGCGUGACCCCGCGCGGAGCGCACGAGUUACGUCAUGCUAGCGUUCGUCGGCUCGCGAAGGAAGACUCCAGGCCACUUUGGCUCCAGAAGGUUCACUACUUUCGUGUUUCUUCAGUUUCCAAUGAAGGCGGUCCUUAAGGAAUAAUAUAAAAAAAUGCAUAAUUAUGAAUAAACUUCAUGAAAACACGAUGCUGAUAAACAGAAGAGAUUGUAAGAUGCAUGGAGAUCCAACAUGAAAAAUAUAUGCUUCGUGAGAAAAUGGAACUUCUGAAAUGGUUAAAACAAAACUAUAUCAUCUAUAAUUGUCUACAAGCUGGAGCUGUCAUGGGAACAGGAGAUUUUAUUGCGCAGAAAUUUGUAGAAAAGAAAGACGUUUUGGAUACAAGACGUCUUGCCACAUUUGCUGGAUUGGGUACUUUUUUUGUGGGACCAAUACAGUCAACAUGGUUUCGUUUCCUGAAUUCGAAAGUGCCUUUUCAUUGGCCCCCGGUACAGCGCGGCCUCGUGAAAAUGGUGGUGGACCAGGCUACUAUGGCUCCGACAAUGGUGGCCACUGUUAUGUCCCUUCUUGAAUUGAGACUUGGAAGUGGAACACUGAGUGGAGUUAAAGAAGAACUGCAGAACAAAUAUCCAACUAUAAUGGGUAACGGAUACAAGGUAUGGCCCGCUGUCCAGGCUCUAAAUUUUACUUUCACACCUGUGCAAUAUCAAGUACUCGUGACUCAACUCGUGGGAGUAGCAUGGAAUGCUUAUUUUUCAACAGCAAAAAAUAGACAUGGUUUAAAUUAUGACCAAAGAAAACAAGGAACUUAAGAAUAAUUAAUAUAUAAAUUAUUAAUAUUAUUUUAAAAUGUUGAAAAGGUGUUUUAUAAUUUAUUGUAUUAUAAUGAUAAUAAAGGUCAAUGAAGGAAAUGUGGUUGGUCUUUGGCAGUAUAGCCAGGUGAAUGCUGAGAAGAGGGAAUAGUUACAUGCUUCUGUGAAGAUCUAUUGCUCCCAGGAGAAAACGGUUUUUUAUCUGAGGCGACCGCUUAAUAGCGGUGGCUAUUUAACCAGGCUUCUCGGUCUUUUAACGGAAGAACAUUUUUUAUAAUGUUACAGUUAAAAAAUGCCUUCUUUGUAACAAUUUGUUCUUGCCUCUGCAUUUUUCCAAAAAAAGUUUUGCUCUGCACCAUUAUUGAACAAUUUCUUGCAAAAACGAGUAGACAACAAAAAUGGUAACGAUAUUUUCAAAUUUUUACUUAAAGCUUAAAAUUCUGUUUCAAACAAAAGUCUUUCGUCCAAUUUUCUAAAUUAUCAGUUUCCUGUUCCAUGUUUUCCGUCAGUUUCAUGUUCCAGAAUGUUAUAAGCAUUAAAAAUAAAUAUUUCAGUUUACGAAGAAUGUACAGAUUUCUCAGACAUUAUUAAUAAUAAUUCGGUUGAAUUUACUAAAUUGCAUACAGCUUAAGACUUGGAAAUAUAUCAGUCUCAUGAAAGUUUUUGUUUCUCAACAAUCAGUUGACUUCUCAGCACACUGUAUUUUUUCCUUAGAAUGAAUAAAAAUUCCGAAUAGUUUUUCAGUGAUAAAAUACGUCAUUCAUCAGCAUUGUCCCUUCAAAAAUGUGUAAAGUAUUUUCUUGUUCGUUGGAUGAUAUACGAUAAAAACGCCCUAGAAUGAUUCAAUCUCCUCUUGUGAAUUAUUUUUGUUUUAAACAAUGAAGUAAUAUAGACAUAAAAUUUAUUUUCCGUUUAUCCAAGAUGGAAGUCACUGAGGUUUUUGUAAUAAAUUUGUGGAACAAUGUUUGUUCCUCACUCAUUAGAGGACGGGAGAAGACUGGUAAUAAACAUUUGUCAUACUUGUAUUAAUAUAUUUAAA
Gryllus bimaculatus (two-spotted cricket) is the source of this 1864-nucleotide messenger RNA. NCBI's taxonomy places the organism in Eukaryota, Metazoa, Arthropoda, Insecta, Orthoptera, Gryllidae. The record is from the annotation of a GenBank genome assembly.